Molecule: messenger RNA, 3268 nt
Organism: Balearica regulorum gibbericeps (East African grey crowned-crane)
Lineage: Eukaryota; Metazoa; Chordata; Aves; Gruiformes; Gruidae
Source: RefSeq, a predicted model, not a curated record
AGCAAUUCCGAGCAUCCUGGCGCUUCCAAGCCUCCCUUAAGCUCCUCCAGCAUGACCUCACGAAUCCUGCUACGACAGCAGCUCAUGCGUGAGCAGAUGCAGGAGCAGGAGCGUCGGGAGCAGCAGCAGAAGCAGCAAGCCGCCCAGUUCAUGCAGCAGCGAGUACCCGUCAGCCAGACACCUGCCAUCAACGUCAGCGUCCCCCCCAGCCUGCCCCCCGCCACCCAGGUACCCAUGGAGGUCCUCAAGGUGCAGACUCACCUUGAGAAUCCAACCAAGUACCAUAUUCAGCAAGCGCAGCGGCAGCAGGUAAAGCAGUACCUCUCUACCACUCUAGCAAAUAAACAUGCCAACCAAGCCCUGAGCUUGCCAUGUCCAAACCAGCCCAGUGACCAUGUCAUGCCGCCUGGAACUGGAAGCAGCGCGCCCAACAGUCCAAUGGCUAUGCUUACCCUUAACUCCAACUGUGAAAAAGAGGGAUUUUAUAAAUUUGAAGAGCAAAGCAGGGUUGAGAGUGAGUGCCCGGCUCUGAAUACACACUCACGAGCAUCAUGCAUGCAGAUGGAUGAUGUGAUCGAUGACAUAAUUAGUCUGGAGUCAAGUUAUAAUGAAGAAAUCCUUGGCUUGAUGGACCCAGCCCUGCAAAUGGCAAAUACGUUGCCUGUGUCUGGCAAUUUGAUUGACCUUUAUGGCAACCAAAGCAUGCCUCCUCCAGGACUAAACAUCAGCAACUCAUGUCCAGCAAAUCUUCCCAAUAUAAAAAGGGAGCUCACAGCAUGUAUUUUUCCUACAGAGUCAGAAGCGCGAGCGUUGGCUAAGGAGAGGCAAAAGAAAGACAAUCACAACUUGAUUGAACGAAGAAGAAGAUUUAAUAUUAACGAUCGUAUAAAAGAACUAGGCACUUUGAUACCCAAGUCAAAUGACCCGGAUAUGCGCUGGAAUAAGGGAACUAUUCUAAAAGCGUCGGUGGACUACAUCCGUAAGCUGCAAAGAGAACAGCAACGCACGAAGGAGCUUGAGAACAGACAGAAGAAGUUGGAACAUGCCAAUAGGCACCUGCUGCUCAGAAUACAGGAACUUGAGAUGCAAGCUCGGGCACACGGACUGUCCCUUGGUCCAUCUACAGGCCUUUGCUCCCCUGAUAUGGUCAACAGGGUCAUCAAACAAGAGCCUGUGCUGGACAACUGCAACCAAGACAUCAUGCCGCACCACACAGACCUGUCUUGCACUACCACCCUCGAUCUCACCGACGGUACCAUCACCUUCAGUGACAACCUUGGAAACGUGACUGAACCAUCUGGCACUUACAGUGUUCCUGCAAAAAUGGGAUCCAAACUGGAAGAUAUCUUGAUGGACGAUACCCUCUCCCCCGUCGGAGUGACUGACCCGCUACUUUCCUCUGUGUCUCCUGGAGCAUCGAAGACGAGUAGCAGGCGGAGCAGCGUGAGCAUGGAGGACACCGAUCAUGCUUGUUAGCAUAUACUUGGCACACCUUUCAUAAACUGCUUUGUUUCUUGAUCAGUAGAUUAAAUAAUUUACCUUUUGUAGAAUUUUUUUGAUUUUUUUUCCUUGUGCUUCAUCAGUAGCCCAGUGUGUGCGCGUGUGUGUAUAUAUUAUAUAUAUAGGAAUUUUUUUUAGAAUUUUUUGUGAAGAAACUUGUAUAUUCUAUUUUAAAACUACCAAUGCCUCCAAAAUAUUGUACAGCAUAUGUACAGUAUCUGUGAACUGGAUUCGCCAAGAACUUUGAACUGGUCAAAUCUACUCAAAGCAAUAGAAUUACAAAUGAAGAGUCUGUUUCUACUGGGGGGAGGGGGAAAUCGUAGGAUUGUAAAUGCAACCUAUUUACCUGGAAACAAAAUGUAAAGUUAAAGAAUGUAAAGAAACCAAAAAAAAACCCAAACCCAAGUCCAAUUUGUAAUUGUAUUAAUUGAAUAGUGCUGCCUUAAAGAUACAGUGUCCCUCAAACGUUGGUCUUUACAUGACAAGUGUUUAGGGAAAAAUACCUGCCCUACUCCACCCAGAAUACAAAAAAGAAAAAAAACCAACAAAGGUGUUAAGACAUCCUGAUUGUGUUGAUUGCGAUAUAAAAUGCUGUUGCUGAAAAUAGCAGGGAGAUGCAAGUCUCUUUCUCAGAGUGCCGUUUAAUUUUACUCUGAGCUGAUUUGGGUUUUCCUUUUGAUCAUGGUUCGAGUUUUUCUCUUAGAUUUUUUUAUUUUGUUUUGUAACACGCAUUGAUGGCCUGCCAACAGUAAACCAAGCAGGAGCACUGUAAGUUGGUAUACACUCUUUGGACAAAAAAAAAAUUGAUAACGUUUUAUCAGCUGGGCACAUUAUGUUGUACAUAUCUAAUUGGCUUUAUUUUUUUUUAAAUUGCAUUGUACAGUUUAUUUUGAUUUGCAUGGAUUCCUUAGUUAUCCUCAACUUUUUGUUUGAAAUAUAUUUGUAUUUCAUUUGUAAGAUUUUUGCCUCUUAAUAUUGCAACGAUUUUUUGACAUUUUUAAAACUCAUUGGAAGUUUUCUGCGUUCUUUGUAAACACUUGAAAGGAAGCUUUUAUGCAGGGUUCUGUGUUUUAAGAGAGAUUUUGAGAAUAUUUUGUAUAUUACAGUCUCACUUUGAAAAUGUUUUUAAACACAUUUAAGAUAGAGUACAAAUUUAGAUUAGGUAAUAAAACAAUUCUGUAGAGAAACUGAACUUACAUAUUUAUUUUUAGUGAUACAGAAAAAAGUAGUAAUAUGCUUGGAAACAUAACUAUGUAGUUAAUAUACCCGUUAUAGUAAUUUGUGUUUUAUUUCAGCACUGGGGCUGACAUAAGAAAAAAAAACAAACAAACAAAAAAAAAGUAAAUUACUGUAUCUGCAAAUAACUGUUACUUGAUAACAACGUUAUUAAUUUUUAACAUGCAACAAUGUUGUAAAAGUAGUUGGUGCAUUAUCUACUCAAGUGUAGUCCUAUGCAAUAACGGUAGUUAUACUUGUAUUAUAUCAAGCCUAGGUGUUUUACAGAGGUGACAUGUGGUGUUACGAGCUAGACGGAUGGAACGGAUUUCUCAGUAGCAGCCUACAGCUGACUCGCAAGUGGCAGGCAAGCGCAUCUCGUUCAGAAUGAAGUGCCUUAAACUCUAGUUGUAGUCUUCCUCGACUAGCACUGACUGAAGUGUGGCAUAGGAGAGAGCUUUAGGGUGAUGUUUUAUAGGACGCUGAAGUGUAGCAUGGUGCCUACGUAUAGAAAACAAGAGCUUCCCGUUCUCCUUUGUGCUACACUGGAAAU